GCGCCGGGACGGCGAGUUCCGGGAUCCCCAGCCGCGGAGGUACGGGGGCCUGGACGGCUGGGGGCCUCGUCGGGCUUAUUCUUGGCGGCGGUGGGCGGCCAUGGCGCGGAAGCCGAGCUUCCGGCUGCUGCUGUCGCUGCUGCUGCUCUGCCGGGCCCCGGUGUGCAGCUCCGGCCCGCUGCCCCUGAUCCUCAACACUUGGCCUUUCAGGAAUGCAGCCGUAGCAGCGUGGAGGACGUUGGCGGCUGGAGGGUCUGCGCUGGACGCGGUUGAGAGCGGCUGUGCGGCGUGCGAGCAGGAGCGCUGUGACGGCACCGUGGGCUUCGGCGGCAGCCCCGACGAGUCCGGAGAGACCACCCUGGACGCCAUGAUCAUGGACGGUACUACCAUGAACGUAGGAGCAGUGGGAGAUCUUAGACGAAUUAAAAACGCCAUCGGUGUAGCACGAAAAGUACUGGAACACACGACACACACGCUGUUAGCAGGAGAGUCAGCCACCAAGUUUGCCGAAAGUAUGGGGUUUAUCAACGAGGAUUUAUCUACCGAUGCUUCUUGUGCCCUUCAUUCAGAUUGGCUUGCCUGGAAUUGCCAGCCAAAUUACUGGAGGAAUGUUAUACCAGAUGCUUCAAAAUACUGUGGACCCUACAAACCACCUAGUAUCUUAAAGCGAGAGGGUUCUACCUACAAGGAAACGGGAGAUAACUACGGUCAUGAUACUAUUGGCAUGGUUGUCAUCCAUAAGAUGGGAAAUAUUGCUGCUGGUACAUCUACAAAUGGUAUAAAAUUCAAAAUACCUGGUCGAAUAGGAGACUCGCCCAUACCUGGAUCUGGGGCCUAUGCGGACGACACUGCGGGAGCUGCAGCAGCGACCGGGGACGGCGACAUACUGAUGCGCUUCCUCCCAAGCUACCAAGCUGUAGAGUAUAUGAGAAGAGGAAAAGACCCAACCACAGCAUGCCAAAAAGUGAUUUUAAGAAUCCAGAAGUACUUUCCCAACUUCUUUGGGGCUGUGGUAUGUGCUAACGUGACUGGAAGUUAUGGUGCUGCCUGCAAUAAACUUUCAACAUUUACUCAGUUUCAUUUCAUGGUUUACAAUCCUCUAAAAAGUGAGCCAACUGAGGAAAAAGUCGACUGCAUCUAAUCCAUCUUUUCUGUCCGCAUCUGUACUUAAAGAAGAAAGAAACAGAGGCUGAAAAGGCUACUCACUGUCAUCGUAUAAUGUGCCUCAUGUAUUCUAAAAUUCUUUGUGUAAGAUAAGCACAAAAAUUUUAUGCUAAAAGAGCAUUUUCACUUUCUAUAUCUGAAAAAUUUUUAUUAUCUGUUUUUAUUUAAGCUUUGUAUAUCCCCUGAAAAUGAAUAUGUGUGUGUAUGUAUUUUGUUUAUGUUUAAAUUUUGAGUGAUAUUUGGAUUUCUGCUCAGUGUUUCAAGAAAUUGCUCCUUUGGGGAUUUACUUCCAUAGUGAUACAGUAAAGCCACAAGAAAUAAUCUAUAUUUGGAUACUUAAAAUAAUUAGAGUAGCCAAGGUUUUUAGACACAAAGAAAAAAGUAACAAUGAGUCACAGCAUGAUAAGUCCUGAUUGAACCUCAGUACCUUAGAGUAAUAUGUCUCUUAUCACUGGUUAUCAGUUGUACAUAAUGCUCUCUUCUAGCCUGAAGAGGAAAGAAUGCUGUUAAUCAUAAAGGUGCGUUUUGUUUAGCACGUAUUAGAAAACGUGGGCCGUCUUAUGACGAGCAACUGUGUUGAUUUUCUUGGGCUUUUUCCUCUGGUGGUGCUCUCAGUGUGUGAAGGUUUUUAGCCACCAAAAAAAAUCUCUGACCUUUUAGCUACAAAUAUUUCGUAUUGAUAAUUUCUUCCGAAAAUGAUUUAGGGAACUUGAUCUGUACUGUGGUUUUACUAAUCUCUUGUGCAGAUGUUGGUGGUUUGAAUUAGCAGUGAGUCAGUAACUCUCGUCUGCCUUGUUUUUCUGAGCGCUCGGUCAGCCGUCUGCGGACAACUAGACAGGACUGUAAGUGGGCUUUCUCACUAUCAUCUUUGCCUUCAUUACCUUCCUUUUACCUCAGGAGUCAUUAAUAAAACCGUAUGUCCAGUAUUGUCCCCCA
Balaenoptera acutorostrata (minke whale) is the source of this 2100-nucleotide messenger RNA. It is a transcript of the gene AGA, whose product is annotated as aspartylglucosaminidase. Gene Ontology annotation, cellular component: lysosome. Gene Ontology annotation, molecular function: N4-(beta-N-acetylglucosaminyl)-L-asparaginase activity. The record is from RefSeq and is a predicted model, not a curated record. Gene Ontology annotation, biological process: protein deglycosylation. Lineage: Eukaryota; Metazoa; Chordata; Mammalia; Artiodactyla; Balaenopteridae. The coding region runs from base 101 to 1141 and encodes 346 amino acids. The transcript has 9 exons.